Sycon ciliatum is the source of this 2596-nucleotide messenger RNA. RefSeq lists its product as uncharacterized. The transcript has 2 exons. The record is from RefSeq and is a predicted model, not a curated record. NCBI's taxonomy places the organism in Eukaryota, Metazoa, Porifera, Calcarea, Leucosolenida, Sycettidae. The coding region runs from base 361 to 1314 and encodes 317 amino acids.
GGCUGCGACAGUGAAUGUGCAGGAAGACAGGUACAUGCAGGCGGAGCUCCUUCUUGUGCUCUUGAUCGUUGAACUUACUACGUCUGAUCUUUCUUUGUCAGAUUUUAGCUUACAGCCAAAGCACUGUCAGAUCUACAAGAUCGCUUUGCUCUAAUAGGCUCGCUUUGCUGAGUAGGAUCAGAGAACGGGAUUUUCUUCAUGCUCAGCGGUCCAAUUAUUUUCUACAUUAGGAUCUGAAUUAGCAGUAGUAAUUAUGUGUGAAGGUGACGCGCCGUGCAUGCUGUAGGUCGAGUCUGGAGUGACUCCGGUGAUGGAACUUCGGUCGGCUUCAGGUUCAGCCUGGCUACUGCUGCUAGGAGUAUGGCGCGAUGGUGGCGAAGCCGGUGCCGUCACGAUGCACUGCUGGCACUGAAAAGUGGCCACACAGGAGGUCUGGUGACCAGUCGUACAGUGUCACUGUCAGUGAUGAGCCCAGUAGUGGAUGUGCUGCCGAGACGUCAUCAUUAUCGUCAGCUUCAUGAUGGUGGCAACUGCGCUGCACGUGGACAUGAUGUGUGUGGGAGACCGGUAGCAGGCAAGCGUGCACUGUGUCGUCGUGCCUUGCACACCAUGCCUGGGAGAACGCGCCAUGCCGGCGUUUCAACCAGCGCAGCAGCAGCGUCCAACCCGGCGCACGCCGUCCAGCGCAGGGCUUUCGUCAUGACCGCGGCGGUGAAGUAUCUGCUGACUCCAUGGCUGCGCAAGCAACGCAACAAGGUUAACGUACGGCGGCUGAACGAGAUCGGGGCCGAGAUGCUGUGUGCCGAAUGGGCUAUGAGCUUUGCGCAGUUGAGACCGCAGUCGUAUGAUCAGAUAAACCGCACAUCUGACCCAGUCGACCGAGUACCCAGCGUGCUUGUGUGCGGCAGUGUCAGUUUCCAUGGUAUCCCCCACGUGUACUGCGACGUGAACUUCUUGCCUCGUCCCCGGCCCUUCGCCCACUACAACCCCCUGGUCGUGGAAAUGGUCAACUGCUCACACAUGGAGGUCACUGAUGGAGGCCUGCGACACGUGGUGUUCUUGAGUCGACUGCGAGAGCUGCGUCUCUCGCACUGCCAGUUCGUCACCAACCGCGGCAUGGUGCACGUGGCGGGCGUGGCGCGCACGCUGCGCCGCCUGGCCAUCAACGGCUGCCGUGGCCUGAGCGAGGACUGCAUAGCCAGCAUCAGUCGCCUGCAGCACUUGGAGAGGCUGGACGUACGCGAGACGGCGCUCGUCGCGCACGGCGCACACCUGCGCCGCGCCCUGCCGCCUAGCUGUGAGCUCAUCGUGUGACUGGUAUGUGAAAUAGCACAGCAUGACUGAUUAUGACUCGUCAUGUGACUCGUAUGACUCUUCGAAUGACUUGUAUGAGUCAUCACAUGACUUGUAUGAGUCAUCACAUGACUUCCUAUGACUCAUCACAUGACUAAUGCUGGGCAAAUUCUACCGCCCAUCAUGGAGCUCAGCGUGUUAUGCGCCGUGACUGAUCCAUGCCGCUGUAUGCCAUCGUUGGUGCUCUAUCCGGUAUUGUGGAUUUGAUACUCACUGUGUUACGGUGCUGGAAUCCCGAGACCGUUUCCAGCCUUGAAAAGUCAGCGACUGGACUUGGCAUGCGUUUCCUUAUUCCCCCGUGCAGUCUGGAAGGUGCUGGCAUGUGUUGUGUUGCUAAUAACAGUAGCUUUACAGUAAUUUGCACUGGAUAUCAUUUGUUCUGGAGAGUGCUGGCAACUCCAGACUUACAGAGACUGCCUGUGAGGUAGGUUUUCGUCGUUCCUCACACACACACACACACACACACACACACACACACACACACACACACUACUACUACUACUACUACUACUACUACUGCUACUGCUACUACUACUAUUGACAGCUGCCAGAAAUGGCCACGCCGCUCCCCAAAGGGAGGAACUAUCAGAGAGGUUAGGGGAGAGGUAGGCAGUGCUUCAAAUGGCGCUCCAGGUCCACACACACACACACACACACACACACACACACACACACACACACACACACACACACACAUACAUACACACACACACACACAGCUGGUGCUACUGGAACCCUUCAUGACUGGCAGCCUGUGUAUGUGCUGAUCUUAUGGCUGCCGCAUGCUUUACUGGCGUAUUACGAUAUCUUUUUAUAUUAGUCAAUGUUCCGGAACCAAGACCUAUGCUUUGAUUGCAUGUUAUGGUCUUUUCGAUGCAAGCCAAUGUGCAUAAACUAUAAAAACACGUACUUUCUUCACAUUUCAUGAUCCUUUGUUAGUGCAGGCCGAUGUUCACAUAGACCUGUGAUCCUAUCACUCCUCAGCUUGUCUAGUGUGUUCCGCUUGUUCUCUCGCCUUGUGGAAGUGUUGUAGGGUACCCUGCUACUUGCCAGCCGACUUACUGGCAGGUUUCUGACUCUACUGGUGACUACGCACCCCCCCCCCCCCCCCCGCCUUGAUUACCAUUUCCAUUUUCAAACUAUUCUUUUGUCUAUCGACGUGUGCCGCUGCCCAGUGCUAUUACUGGUGUCCUUCCGUUGAAAUAUUUCAAUCCGUUGCAGAUUGUGUGCUCACUCCACCGUG